AAACCCGUUUCCUGGGGAAGUCUGGAGUCAACGAUCUACAAGCAAAAUGGCUAUAUAAGUCCAGUUCAGAUUGACCGGUACAUCAUUAUUUGCAAACCAUCCUUUCGAAACACAGUCGAAGCUUUUUAUUCAUUUUCAAAGAUGAAGUUGUUCGUGGCCCUUUGCUUCGUGACGCUAGUUGCCUACUCCUCGGCUCGUCCCAACGGCUCGUACACCGACAGAUACGACAAUCUGGACCUGGACGAGAUCCUCAACAACUCGCGGCUGAGGGUGCCCUACGUCAAGUGUCUGCUCGGCAAGGGCAAGUGCUCGCCUGAUGGCAAGGAACUCAAAUCACACGUCCGAGAGGCGCUAGAGAACCAAUGCGGCAAGUGCACGCCCGCGCAGCAGGCCGGCACGCGCAAGGUGAUUGGCUACCUCAUCAACAACGAGGCCGGCUAUUGGCAGGAGCUCGUCGCCCUCUACGACCCCCAGCGCAAGUACGUCAAGCAGUACGAGACCGAGCUCAGGAAGGUCUCUGGUUAAGUAGAGAGAAGCAGGACUGAAUCAGACUGAAACAUACUCAUACUCAUGUGAUUGGAGAUUAGAUUUAAGUAGGAAAAUAAAUAUUUUUAAAUCCUA
Plutella xylostella (diamondback moth) is the source of this 621-nucleotide messenger RNA. RefSeq names its product ejaculatory bulb-specific protein 3-like. NCBI's taxonomy places the organism in Eukaryota, Metazoa, Arthropoda, Insecta, Lepidoptera, Plutellidae. The record is from RefSeq and is a predicted model, not a curated record.